Molecule: messenger RNA, 1674 nt
Organism: Schistosoma margrebowiei
Lineage: Eukaryota; Metazoa; Platyhelminthes; Trematoda; Strigeidida; Schistosomatidae
Source: the annotation of a GenBank genome assembly
AUGGAUCUGUUACCAACCAUUUAUACACAUAGAUUAAUGUAUAGAAAUAAUAAUAAUCAUCAUAAAAACACUAUUGAAGAUUCAAAUCAUAAUGAUGAAGAGAAUGGAUUAUUGAAAAAAUAUCAUUCUACUGAAUAUGAUGAAUUGCCUCAACAUCUUCAUCAUCUUCAUCAUCAACAUCAUCAUCAUGAUCAUUAUGAACAUCAAUAUUCACAUCAGAUAAUUCAUCCACAACCAAAAUUAUUUCGUCAAUUAUCAGCUAUACCUAAUCCAAUUUAUCAUUAUUUACAUUUAUUUUAUAUAAAACGUGUUGAAACAAGACGUAUUACAAUAGCAAAAACAUUACAUGAAAUUGUACAAAUAGCUCAAGAGAUUUUACAUGAAGUUGAAUUACAAGAACCACGUUUUGUUAGUACAUUAAAAGUGAUUCAUACGAAUAAUAUAGAAAAGAAACAAGAUAAUGAUGAUGAUAAUACUUCCCCGGAUACUACUUCGAAUGUAAUCAAUAGUCUGAAUACAACGAGUACUACUAGUACUAGUACUAGUACUACUACUGUUACAACGAAUCCCAUGAAUAGUAGUAAUAAUAAUAAUAAUAAUUCACAAAAUGAAGUUUAUUAUGAUGGUUUACGUGUUCUAUCAUCAAAUCGUUUUGAGAUAACACUUUAUUUAAAUCAAAUGGGUGUAUUUAAUUUUAUGGAUGAUGGUAGUAUACCUGGUGGUGCUGUAUUAAAAUUAUCCGAUGGUCGUAAACGUUCAAUGUCAUUAUGGGUUGAAUUUAUUACAGCAUCUGGAUAUUUAUCAGCUAGAAAAAUACGUGCAAGAUUUCAUAGUUUAAUUGGACAAGCAAUACAAAAAUCAACUUAUCGUCAUAUUGUACGUAUGUUAGGGCAUACAAGUGAAGUGAAAUUAUGUAUACAUGAUAAAUAUAUAUUACAAAUUACUCCAGCAUUUCGUUGUAAUGGUUUAUGGCCUAGAUCAGCUAGUCAUUGGCCUAUAACUAAUCAUAAUCCUAUUCAUAAUGAAUUGAAUAUAGAAUUAACAAAUACUACUACUACUACUCCUACUCUUAAUAGAAUUAAAUGGCCAUCGAAUCAAUUAAUUAAUGAAGUGAAAUAUGAAGGAUUUUGUUUAUUAAGUCAAGAAUCCGUAUAUACAAAAGAUAAACAAGCAUCCGCUGAAGGAGAUGCAUGGUUAUUAGAUUUUUAUCAUGCUGAAGAACGUUUAUUAUUAAAUCAUACAAUACGUAGACAAUGUUUUAGUAUAUUAAAAACAUUAGCUGAUCGACAUUUAACUGGUGUUAAUAAUAAAGAGAUCAAUUUUAAAGAUCUUAAAUCAACCUCAUCAACCGCAUCAUCAUCAAUAUCAUCGUCAACAAUGAACAUGAUGAAUUCAGUAAUUCAAGAAUAUGAUAUUAAAACACUUGUUUUACAUGAAUGUGAAAAACAUCCAAAUGAUGAUGAUUGGACACAAUAUACAUUAGGUGAUCGUAUUAAUAGUAUAUUAUUACAAUUAAUAUCAUGUUUACAACAUCGUCGAUGUCCACAUUAUUUUUUACCAAAUUUAGAUAUAUUUCGAGGAUAUUCUACAUUAGGAAUGGAUAUUACAGCAAAACAAGCAUGGAGAUUAUUAAGAGAAUUAUUAACAUGUCCACAAGCACUUGAAUAUCUUUAA